This is a messenger RNA of Arvicanthis niloticus (Nile rat), 1456 nucleotides long. RefSeq names its product retbindin (gene Rtbdn). Gene Ontology annotation, cellular component: external side of plasma membrane. Gene Ontology annotation, molecular function: signaling receptor activity; riboflavin transmembrane transporter activity; riboflavin binding. Lineage: Eukaryota; Metazoa; Chordata; Mammalia; Rodentia; Muridae. The record is from RefSeq and is a predicted model, not a curated record.
GCUGAGCCCAAACCAGACCAUGCUUCUCAGAGUUGGAGAGAACAUCAUCUGAAUCCCAGACAGAACGGGGAGGUCUUUCUUCCCUUGGGUGGCAUCCUGUAACUGACCCAAGGUCUUGAAGGGCAGGGUCUCUGAACUAGAGCGACCUCUGCCGGACAACGGAGACGACAACGAAGUCUGGGUCAGUGUGUUCUUGGUUGAGCCUCAGUUGCGGCUUUUUGCUGGCCUUGGUUCGGUGGUUCUGAUGUGUCUCAGUAUCCCCUAGACUCCAGUCCGCUAACAGGUGGACAUGGCCCACAAAGGCCUCUUCCAACACAGCGGCCUGGGUUGGGCCCUGCGACUGAUCCUGGCAUGGAUUUUCUUGGUGGCCUGUGGAGGGAGCCACCCACUGCAAGCUAGGUCCUGGGGACACCCUGGGCUGGCAGCCAAGGUGAGCACAGACCAGCUGCAGCUAGCAGGGCACCUUCAGUCCUCGGUUUUACCACCUUACCCAGGGAUCCAAGUUCCUGGUUCACAGAUACCACCAGUGCCAGAACCUUGCUGUACUACAGAGACAGACAGACCAGAGGCAUCAAGCCCAGAGAGCUUUCUAGAGAGCUGCGGGGCACCAAGCCCAGGAUGUGAAUUCUUCCUGGGACACCUUCAGCGAACACUCCGCGAUCGCUUCUACCCACUGCUGUUCCGGGUACUCUCAGUGCAGCCUCUCUGCCCCGAGCUUUGCCAGAUGUGGUUCACCACCUGCCAUGCAGAUUUUAUUUGUGGCCCAACUUGGCUGCAGUCCUCUGGAAAGAGAGGCUGUGAGCCUAGCUGCCCCACCUAUGGGCAGACCUUCGCCAACGCCACAGAUCUGUGUCACUCUGUUUUGGGUCCCGCGCUACGGGUAGCAGCUCCUGGCUCGAGUCAUUGCCUCAACGUCUCCGGCUCCAUCUCCUCUCCAGGAUCCCACCGCCGCCGCCCUCGUGCCUGGAUUUCAAAUGUUGCAGGCAGCAGCGGCAGUGGCAGCGGAAGUGGUGACAGCCCUGAGUAGACGUUUGGCUCUCAAUAAGUGUCCCUUUCCUAGGCCAGGAGCCACCCAGAGUCCUCUCUCUUCCUCUCUCCUUCCUUCCUAAAUCAGGCCCUGGGGUUGUCUAGUCAGGCCCUCCCACUCAUUUUCCUAGAAACGACCUUUCACUUAUUUUGCUUUCCCAAAAUAAAGUUGCCAGCCUAGACCAUGCUAUACAGCAUACCUACUACUUGGGGAAAUACUUGGGGGAGAACCUGCCAACAAUGAGUCUUAGAGAGGAAAAGGGAAGAACAGAGACCAGUAAUAUGGUCCACAAGCCGACUCUGGUGACCAACGUUCUAUCCCCAGGACUCACAUGGUAGCAAAAACCCAACUCCUACAAGUUGUCCUGUAGGCUUGCCGUGACACUUGUGUCCCCUUUCCCCAAUAAAUAGAUAGAUACAUACAUACAUA